Amblyraja radiata (thorny skate) is the source of this 6712-nucleotide messenger RNA. Its product is annotated as cardiomyopathy-associated protein 5. Gene Ontology annotation, cellular component: cytoplasm. The coding region runs from base 133 to 6279 and encodes 2048 amino acids. Lineage: Eukaryota; Metazoa; Chordata; Chondrichthyes; Rajiformes; Rajidae. The record is from RefSeq and is a predicted model, not a curated record. Gene Ontology annotation, molecular function: protein binding. The transcript has 13 exons.
UCCUUAUUGGCGAGUGACAUUGCUAUUUAAAGAUUACCCUGAGUCAGGGAAGCUGGGACCCGUCAUGACCGGGCUGCGAGGCGAGGCUCCCUGUUGAAGUGGCGGCGUGACUGAGAGGGGAAGGAGGCGAACAUGGAAAGCCUGGGAGCCUGCACCUCUGCACAAGCCGAUGCCCUGAGGGCAGAAAUGUCUUCGUUCGAGGAGGAAGUGUGUGAAGUGGAUGCUGAGGAGGAGGAAGAACUUGGAGAAAGCCUGAAGGAUGUCACGACAGACAAGUCGGUGAAACCUAAAGUGAAUUGCAUUAUGUCCAGUUCCUCCUUCACAAUGCUGACCGUUCAGGGUGAGGACAGUGGGAUUAUAUGGGAGACGGUCUCUAGUAGCCGGUGUUCCACCCCAUGGGCAUCAGAAAGCACCGUGUCCGAUGCCAACAGCGUGGAAAGCAACACUCUCCCCUUCCCCCCGGGAAAAGUCAUCUUUAUAACGGACCAGUUGACUCGGUCUUCGGCUGCGAAUGGACAUCGGAGCAGUAAAAGGGAUAAGUCUGGGAAGCGUCGCGUUGAGGCAGCGGAGCCGAGGCCCGGAGAUGCUGUGAAGAUACCCAGAAAUAAUGUGUGUGUUGCAAGGGGACACGCAGGGACAGCUGAACCAGCCGUGAUAUUAGGAGCUGCAAUGGACAGCGUGACAAAUUCAAGACUGGUGAAGGAUUCGAAUGAAUCGGAAGGACGGUCUGAGUCACCAUUGGAACAUGGACCGACAUUACCGAAAAUAGCAGGAAAAUCCUACGAGGAUGGAAAUGUGAGCCGUCAUCUACCUGUGUCCGUGGAAGAGGACAUCCGACCACACGCCCCAGUACAUUGUCGAAAGAAACGCCACCUUGACACUGUGAGUCCGAAUGAGCAAAGUGCCACGCCGGGGGAUAGCCGUUUAAACAAUUUAUUUUCAACAACACCCGAACAACACCUUAAUAUCUCUCCAGCAAAACUCUCACGAGAGCCGGGUGAAUCCCAAGCUCCGAAACGUUUCUCAGACACGGGACUUAGUUCAGCAUUGCAUGAAAGGAGCGAUUCAAGACUGCCGUCAGAAACCAGUCCAAAGCCGAUGAGGGUUUCACGUUCAAAGGAGACUUGUAAAGGCACAGAGUACGUUUUGUCACCAAGCAAGGCGGCGACAGCAAAUGGGACAAUUUGUACAGGCAAGGGUGAGUUGCAAACGCGUGGCGUUACUGGUUCAUCCUCGUGUCAUGAAACAUCUAUCCCAGAAGGUGUAGGUUUAGAAGUAGCAUCUGCUGCACUAGAGCAUGCCUCGUAUUUAAACAGAAGUCCGACUGGACUAACGUUAAAGAAAGCAGUGCCACAUCAUUUUCCACGCAAGCAAGAAGUUGUGAUACAUGAGGGUCAGACUCCCCCAAUGACACAUCCAGAAAUCGAACAUCGAGGGGCUUCCACCACCUCCCAGUCCGAACUUAUCGAGCCUCUGGCAAAUGCAGAAUUGGGAGUCGGUUGUAAAGACGUGGACAAUUUUGUACCAGUCAUCAAAGAUGAGGGUGUGGAAGCUCUAGAUGGAGAUUUGCAACAUUCAUCUUUGGCUCCUGCUCUUGGGAAUUGUGUAGAUUGGGAAACCCCGCAUCAUUCAGCAAGACAAGAAGCGAAGAUAAGUGACAAACUGUUUUACUCGAGGGCGAAUCCGGAUCUUUUGGAAGCGCUGGACGUGGAUCUGAACGGAUCCUUUCACGGCAUGUGCAGAGCGGGGGAGAAAGAUCGCCACUCGUUGUUAGUAGGGCUGGAAGAUGCGGCGGGGAAAUUACACGGUGAAACAGACAGGGAGAUUCAGAGGGCGGCUUUCAACAUUGUGGCUGAAGGCUCGGAAAUACUCAACAUCAUUGCUCCAGCAAGCUAUCAUUCAGUGGACCAAGAGGCGUGUAGCAACAUGCAGAAAAACCUGACAUAUUUGCAAGCCAAUCCCAUUAUCAAAAGGAAAGACUUUGAAGAUGAAAACUCACUGAGAUUGCUGGGUCCCCCACAGCAUAGCAACCCUUUGAUUUCAUGGAACCACAAUCCUUUCACCAUUGGGAAAUCCAAACCUUCAUCCGUGGAACAUUCUGAUCAUUUUCAGGUAGCUGGGCCUACUUCCAAUUUGGUCGGGUCAAAUCCUUCCGAUGGGAUUGGAACCAAUCCUACACAUGGGAAUGAGUCGAACCCCUCCCAUGAAUUUGGAUCCAAUCCUUCCCAAGCAAAUGGCUCCAAUCCUUCCCAUGGGAUUGAGUCCAAUUCCCUGCCAUCCCAGACACCCAAUCCUUCCACCGAGGCAGCUCCCAAUUCCACCUCAGCCGAGCAAUCCACUGCGGUUGCCACGGCCUCCACGAAGAGCAGAAGCAAGGAGGUCGACUAUUUUGAAAAAUACACCUUGGUGGACGAGCUGGUGCCCAUCGAGAUCGUUGCAACAGAAGAUUGGUCGCUAGAAACGCUGGCUCCGGGGUUGGAAAAUCCCUCCGUGACAAAUCGAGAUAACGGGCCGAGCUCCGAGGAUACGAAGCUUUUUAAUUUUGACGAGUUCGACAUGUCUGGAAAUGCUGGCAGCUGCAUUCUGGACGGAGCGGAAAACUAUGGAAGGACGGACUUAUCUGUACAAGCGCGCACGCCCAAGACAUCCCGUGGAAGCGAGCAAGAAGAUGCCAAUAAUAAUGCCGGGGCAUUUUAUCAGAAGGAAGCAGGUUCUUUGCUGUUCGACACGACGGAAGGCAUCCUAUCGCGCUCCCACGACUUCCCGAUCUCAACCAAGCUGAUCGAUAUCGCCCUCCUGGAGGAGCCGCCUGCCCUGGCCUUUUAUUACAAAGAUCUGUACGAGGAAGCGAAGGGCCGGAGGGAACAAAACAACGAGCAGUCAGACGAGGACGGCAGCAACCCUGAAUUUUCCUUCCCCUGCCAGUCGUCCGACACGGAGGAGGGCAACGGCUUGUACUUCGAGAAGUACGUCCUGAAGGACGAUAUCCUGGAGUCUAUGAGCCGAGUGGCGCCGCAGUGGGCGCCUGUGGGCGAGAGUGGACAGCCGCUAGCCGUUGCAAUUGGUGCCAAAAGGCUGUUUACAGAAAACCACGACCAGUUUCCUGCGAUAGACGUGGACGAGGCAGGAGUCCCAGGGCGGGAGAGAGAUUCUGAAAAAGCAGCGGAGGUACAACAAGCGGGGGAAGAAGAGCCGAAGGAAGAAGAUGAAGCUCAGAAGGCUGUGUCCGAGCCUCCGUCCAUACAAGUAUCAGAGGAAGCAGGGUCGGCAAUUGAGAUGAAGGAAGAGAAUUUUAACGAGAUGUCAAGUGAAGAAGUACAGGCCACUCACGUGUCACCUCCUGAGGAAACCUUUCACGCAGAAGACAUAAUGUCAAUCUCCUCAGAUGUUGAAGAGCAUUCAGAUACAGGGCAUCUUGCCAACAUAAACCAUUCAUUUGAAGAGUAUGGAGUCCUCUCCAGUGAACCAGGAUUAGAGGAUGUUAAUGCCGUGGCAACGCUGGAAAUGAAAGAUACCCUGGAAUGUAUAUCCAAGGACAAAACACCGGUUUGUCCGACUGAACUUGAGAUAUCGAAGGAGGAACAGUCUGGUGAACAAGGAGGAUCUGAAGAAGGAUCUGAAGUGGAAGACGAAGCUGAGUUGGAGCAGGAAGCUGACCAGGAAGGGCUUGGAGAGCCCAUAACUAUUCAACACAAGGCAUACGAUCAAAUAAGUGAAGAUGAGCCCAUGUUAGUGACUGAAGAACUAGCUCCACAGAUGUUGACCGAAGAAGAUGGGGACACUGUUCACACGAUGGGUGAAGAGGUCUACAAAAGUGUCAGCCUGGAAGGUGAGCAACUAUGUACAGAGUCAACGGAAACAACUGGAGCUAGCGAUGCAAUGGGAAGGCUACAAGCUGAAGUAAUGGAUCUACAGACAGUUGAAAGCACGUCAAAGGAAAAGACCGGCCUUGAAACGGAAAGCCAAGGAAAGCCUGUGGAUGAAGGAGUUUCACGAGGAAAGAAUGAUGUGACGACAUCAGAAGUCAAUGAUGAUGAAAUGAUCCCCGAUCUUGCCGGAGAAUUGCAGGAGGGAAGACGCCUGGCCGAUGACUUUGUGCUGCUGCUACAGGGCGAAUGUGAGACAACUGAGGUGCCGACGCACACAAUACUUCCUGACGUUUUCACCUACGAACAAGAUUCAAGGCAGAUCUUUGAAGAUAUUCCAACUGAGGAAGAUCCUCAUGGAACGAUCAGCAAAAUAGAAGAUCAUGGCGUGAAGCCUCCCCAAGAGCACUACCAUCAAGAUAUUAUCCAUGAUCAAGCAGAUGAUAACAUUGAAACGCAUCUUCAUGAAGACCAAGUGAAUCUACUGGCGAAAGAUACAGAGGAGGAAUCCACGGAUUUUAUUCUACCGGAAGAUGUGAACAUUAUCGAGGAUGAAAAUAGCCACCCAUGCCUCGAUGAUCUGGAAAUUGUAGACAAGGAAGUGGAAGAAAUUAAUCAAAAAGAGACUGAAGAAUUGAAUGUCCAAACGACAAAGGGGGAAGAUGCUGAAGAGCUAAUCACACCGAGACCAGCAAAGUCAGCAGACACUUACUGCGUUACCUGCGGCUUUCCUAUUUUUGCAAUCGAUAAGCUGUUCGGGGAACAUCAAGAUCAUGAUGUCAUAGCAAUAGAUACCGCUGUGGUGAAAGUUAAAGAAAAGUUGGACGACUUUGUGAAGACCGCUGGAGAAAAGGCGAGCAGGAUUGAAGAAUUUGUGGCAGAGCUGGAAGAUUCAUUCAAUGCUGUUGAGGAAAAUUGCACGAAAGAGGAGAAGUACCUUGAGGAUCAGCAUGAUGAAGUCAUGAAGCUGCUGCUUUCACAGUACACAGAAAUGUCCCAGGUCCUGGAAGAGGAGAAAAAGAUGAAAUUGGAACACUUGUGCGACCAAAUGGUCAAUUACCGAUGUAACAUUGAUUUCGCAAAGGAAACUGCGGAGAAGACAAGGGAGAGUGUGGAGCUUGAUGACGUGGAGUUCCUAAAGUCCUUCAAGAUGAUCAAUGGCAGCGUGAUAUCUGCUUUUGAGGCUGCAAUUUCUCUGGACCUGAAGCCAAAAUGGUGUUCCUCCUUUGAUGACGUUGCAAUCAAAUCUUCAAGAUGUGGAUUUGAGUCCUUGAAAAACCUGCCUGUUCCCCAUUCUCCGACAGUUGUUCCCCAGGAGCCCAACACUGCAACGAGCACAACUAUAACAGUCUACUGGACAGUGGCGGAGGACGAUGUCAUCGAUUACUUCCAGGUUUUCUGCAUGGAUCAGUCAGAGGGAAGCGGAGACGCAAGUGGGACAACAGCGGAAGAGUAUAAGAUGGCAGUGAAAGAAAGUUACUGCACGUUGGACAGUCUGGAACCCAGUAGGUGUUAUCUGGUCUGGGUGAUGGCCGUGAAUUUCGCAGGGUGCAGUUUGCCCAGUGAAAAAGUGACCAUUCAAACUGUUCCAGCAGCUCCUUUGAUCAAUUCCGCCGAAUGCACGGUGAGCUGGGACAGUGCCACCAUACGCUGGACCACCGCCGGGGAUCUCAAUGCGGUCGACUUUUUUAUCCUUGAGUUCCACAGACAAAAUGAUCUUCAAAAGUCGAAAUUCAGAUCUGUGGCAGGGAUCCGAGGAUGUGAGCAGACAGUCAGCCUACCGCCCAUGGAGAACUUCCUAUUCUUUGUUAAAGCUGUGAACAGUCUUGGACCUAGUGACAUCAGCAAACCUGCACUGAUUUCCACUAAAAGUACCCGCUUUCAUCUGAACAAAGAGACAGCCCCUCCAAACAUGCAGUUGUCUGAAGAUGGGACAGUAAUUCACUUUGAUGAUCUGGCAAUGGAGGGUGCGAGUCCACUGUCUGAGUCCUCUGCUGUUCUGGGAGAAACGUUACCAGCUCGAGGCCGACACUACUGGGAGGUGAGGGUUGACCGGUGCGAAGCCUACAGGAUUGGAGUGGUGUAUCCUGUCGCAGACAUCCAUGCACUGGGGACAAGCAACACGUCCUGGUGCAUGCGAUAUUUUGCAACGCCUGCAGGGCAUAGAUAUGAAUUUAUUCACGACAGUACGUUGCACGAUGUCCUGCUGACAGAUUUCACAGCCAGCGUUGGCGUUUUUGCGGACUGCGGCGGCGGUCUAUUGUCAUUCUUCAACGCCCAUAACGGACAGCUACUUCAUACUUUCAGGCACCAAUUCGUUGACUUCAUCUGCCCAGCAUUUGUAGUUGAGAAGCCUGGCUUUCUGUCAGUGUGCACAGGAGUUGAUUUACCUGAGUUUGCUAAACACAGCUAAUGCCUAAGCAUUUUCUUACCGGUAGAAUCGCCAAUUGUCCAUGCGGGUAGCUGAUAACUGCUGCAUUCUUUAUAUUUCCACAUCCCAGAGCUAACCAGGUACAAAGAUACAAGAAGAUAUGUGUAGGAAGGAACUGCAGAUAUGUGUAGGAAGGAACUGCAGAUGCUGAUUUAAACUGGAGAUAGACAUAAAAUGCUGGAGGUAUAUUCUACACUGUUGUAUUUAAGUUAUUAUUGACUCGUUAUGAAGGACUAUCCACAAUUAAGUUCCAUGGUGCAAUUAAAGGUGCUGAACUAAAUAGAAGGAUAAUAUGUUCCUUUUUAUUCUCACCGCAACAAAACUUCCGGUAGAUCUAUCCAACUUGCCACAUGGCAAUCACUAUUUAUUGGUUUUAUUUAAAUUGAUUUGAAUUGAAUAAAUUUUACUAUCCAAA